Molecule: messenger RNA, 1402 nt
Organism: Elaeis guineensis (African oil palm)
Lineage: Eukaryota; Viridiplantae; Streptophyta; Magnoliopsida; Arecales; Arecaceae
Product: protein TIFY 10a
Biological process (GO): response to wounding; regulation of jasmonic acid mediated signaling pathway; regulation of defense response
Cellular component (GO): nucleus
Source: RefSeq, a predicted model, not a curated record
CCUUUAGACUCCUCUCUCUCUCCCUUCUCUCUCUUUCCGUGCCUCAGAGAGCACAGGAAUUUAUAAGGACAAAGCCAAGAAACUUACAAAAGGAUUUAAAGAGGAUAAAGAGAAAGAAAGAGUUUGGAAAGGGGAAGCUAGGAAGGAAAAGAGGAAAGAGGAAUAAAAGGAGAGGAGUUGGAGAGGAGAGGAGAAGAGAGAAGGGAUGGCAGAUAAGAUGGGGAAGAGAACGGAGAAAACGGUGGAGAAGUCCAGCUUCUCUGUCACCUGUAGCCGCUUGAGCCAGUUCUUGAAGGGGAAGGGAAGCUUUGGCGACCUGGGCCUCGAAAUCGCCCCUCGGCCAAUUGAACAAGCCAGAGGAAUAAUUCGGGCACCCACCACCACCAUGAAAUUGAUGCCAGGGGUUGAUGUGUCGGAAGAAGACCAUUCCGAAAAUGGCGCAGGCCAAACUGCUCCAAAAUCUAUGGACCUUUUCCCCCAACACACCGGUUUUGACUCUGUUCUUGCCCCGGCUAAGGUGGAAUCUAGCAUGAGUUCACAUAAUAAGGAGCCAGAGAAGAAUCAGUUGACGAUCUUUUACGCCGGAAAAGUGUUGGUUUUCGAUAAUUUUCCAGCGGAAAAAGUCAAGGAUUUGAUGCAGAUGGCAAUGAAGGAGAGCUUAACUGCUCAAAAUUUGGGUUUCACCACCCCUUCAUCAACUGCAGCAAGAGUUGAUUUUUCUCACCAAACUAGCCCUAAUAUUGCAUCCACCACCGGCAGCCAACCGGUGGUGCUUCAAAAUAGCAUGCCAAAACCUCCUCAAGCCAAUGCUUCAGAUAUGCCCAUUGCAAGAAGGAAUUCCCUCCAUAGAUUCCUUGAGAAGAGGAAGGAUCGGAUUAGCACCAAAGCACCAUACCAAGUGAAUGCUGCUGCUGCUGCUGCUUCUUCGGCAGCAGUGGAUGCGGCCAAGGCAGAGGAUAGCGAGUCCUGGCUUGGUCUAGGUCGACCAGUUACAAAGCCAGAGAGCUCUAAUUCAGAGGGUAAAAGAUAGGAGAUGCGAUGUAGAAAUUUUCUGAAGACCAUCUGACUUGAAUGCAGUUCUUGCUCUAUGCUUCCUACUUUAGAUACACAGGUCUGAGAUGGAGAAGUGGAUGCACUGACUGAAUUCUGUAACCUGGAGCAAGUGUAAGGGCAAGGGUGAUUUUAUAAAUUAGCAAGAAUAAUGUCAUCAUUAUUCUUCAGGAUUAGACAUAGAAGUCGAGUUCUUUUUUAGCAGCUGGUAGGUCAUGACUGCAAUACAGAGUGGAAGACAAAAAAUAAAUUGAUGAUUACAAUCAUAUGCAUAAAGAAUGUUUAUCAUCAUUCUAAAUCUUAUGUUUAACCAAUAGUCUUGUUUAACUAAUAUUACUGCAUUUGUAAUUUA